Messenger RNA from Lipotes vexillifer (Yangtze River dolphin), 936 nucleotides. It is a transcript of the gene GIPC2, whose product is annotated as GIPC PDZ domain containing family member 2. The record is from RefSeq and is a predicted model, not a curated record. Bases 1 to 936 code for a protein of 311 amino acids. Lineage: Eukaryota; Metazoa; Chordata; Mammalia; Artiodactyla; Lipotidae. Gene Ontology annotation, molecular function: protein binding. The transcript is spliced from 6 exons.
AUGCCUCUGCGGCUGCGGAGAAAAAAGAAAUUCAAUAACAAGGAGACCUCCCGGCUGGUGGAGGGCGAGCAGACUAAUGCGGCUGGCGGCAGCCUAGCCAGCCUCCCGGCGCCCACCCGCAGGCUGGUUUUCCACACGCAGCUGGCCCACGGCAGCGCCACGGGCACAGUGGAGAGCUUCUCCAGCGUCCAGGAGCUCUACGCCAAGAUCGCGAGCGUGUUUGAGAUUUCGCCGUCGGAGAUCUUAUAUUGCACUUUAAAUACACCUAAAGUUGACAUGGGAAAACUCUUAGGAGCACAGAUAGGUCUUGAAGAUUUCAUAUUUGCCCAUGUGAAAGGGAUCAAAAAAGAAGUGAAUGUGUAUAAAUCUGAGGAUUCACUUGGUCUCACCAUUACAGAUAAUGGUGCUGGCUAUGCUUUUAUAAAGAGAAUUAAAGAUGGCAGCAUAGUUGACUCAGUUAAAACAAUCUGUGUGGGGGAUCACAUUGAAGCCAUCAAUGGAGAAACUAUCCUUGGGUGGCGUCACUUUGAUGUUGCUAAGAAGUUAAAGGAAUUAAAAAAAGAGGAACUCUUUACCUUGAAGUUAAUAGAACCUAAGAAGGCCUUUGACAUGGAGCCCAGGCCAAAAGCUGGAAAGUCAUCAACAGGAAGGAUCGGUACUGGAAGGGAGACACUUCGCCUGAGAUCAAAAGGUCCUGCCACUGUGGAAGAAUUGCCCUCUGAAACCAAAGCAAAGGCGAUUGGAAAGGUUGAUGAUCUUCUUGAAUUGUACAUGGGAAUUCGAGAUAUCGAUUUAGCUACUACAAUGUUUGAAGCUGGAAAGGACAAAGGUAAUCCAGAUGAAUUUGCUGUGGCACUUGAUGAAACCCUUGGAGACUUUGCCUUCCCAGAUGAGUUUGUCUUUGAUGUUUGGGGAGUCAUUGGUGAUGCCAAAUGA